This is a messenger RNA of Mya arenaria, 1821 nucleotides long. Its product is annotated as mucin-2-like. NCBI's taxonomy places the organism in Eukaryota, Metazoa, Mollusca, Bivalvia, Myida, Myidae. The transcript has 3 exons. The record is from RefSeq and is a predicted model, not a curated record. Bases 54 to 926 code for a protein of 290 amino acids.
CACACAUUUCAUUGCUUUUGUUUGAAGAACAAGGAUAUUCAUCUAUCUUUAUAAUGCGACUUUUAAGGAGUGCAUUUGUUCUUCGAGGUUUGAUCCUCACACUAAUAGUUUUAACACCAACAUUGAGCAAAACACCCUCAGCAAGCGCUCCAACACCAGGUUCAACUACCGCCACCACUGUCAGUUUAAACAUACAACAAACGACCACGUCUAAUUCUUCAUUUACCGGAAGGUCAACCGAGCCAAAUACGACAAUGUUUACACCUACAAAUACCGGAACUGGCAGUUCAACCACGACAAUAACAUCUACGCCUUCUCCUACUACAACUAUAACUAACGGUUCAACCACCAAGCAAACGACAAUGCCCACAACUACCUCUACCGGAACUGGCAAAUCAACCACGGAAAAUACAACCAUUUCUUCACUAACAAUUACCAGAGCUGGCAAUUCAACCACGAAGUUAACAACUACGUCUUCUCAUUCCAAUAGUGUAAUUGGCGGUUUAACCUCGAAACAAACGUCAAUGUCUAUUCAUACCACAGCCGGAACUGGCAACUCAACUACGGAAAAUACAGCCAUGUCUUCACUAACCAUUAACAGAGCUGGCAAUUCAACCACGAAGUUAACAACUUCGUCUUCUCAUUCCGAUAGUGUAAUUGGCGGUUUAACCUCGAAACAAACGUCAAUGUCUAUUCAUACCACAGCCGGAAUUGGCAACUCAACUACGGAAAAUACAAUCGUCUCAGGUUCAACCCAUUCUGGAAGUGGCAGAUCAAGCACGGGGAAAGCAACAAGUCCACUCGAAAAAAAUAUCUCUACAGUUAACCCUUACAACGGAGCAGAAAUUAGAGAAAGACGCAUGCUACUAUUGGGAGCUACGUGCAAUAUAAUUGCAACACGUUUAAUCCUGUUCUUGUUACAAUAACUGUUCGGGAUGAAUCACAAAUAAAACAUUUUUAUUUUGUGGUGUCAAUGAAAGCUUCAACAUUGGAUUAAUUAAGCUGGGUACAUCAAAACGCGAGCAUAAUAAUGUAACGUGGUACGAUAAUUAUGUAAAUGUAUUUUUAUCUUCUUCUGAUGUUCAAAUGUAACCAUAUAUUCUUGGGCAUCAGCUCAUAUUUAAGUGUAGAAUUAAAGUCUCUCAUUAUCCACCCAUAUAAGAAAACUGUUAAAUUUAGCUAGAUAUAUUGAAGCUGCAAUGAAAUUAAGAAUCUCCGCACUGGUAAUUCAAUCGUGUAUUAAACGUAAUACUUACAAUAUAUGUUUCACUCUUAGAAUAGGAUAUUCACUAUUUGUGCCUUUUGUAUGUAUUUAUAUCAUAUUUGUCUCCAUGUUUAUGCUUGUAAUUGAUAUAGGAUUUUGUAUGCCGCUUUUGCAUAUAAACUUUGAACUUGCCAUGGUCUUACCUAGUAUCAAAUAGAAUAGUCGCUGCGCUGUAGUGGUCCGAGUGGUUCUGAGAAUGAAUCCGCCCUGUGACGUAAUACCGUAAUACGUUAAUUAAAGUUAUAUUUAAGAUAUAAUUAAGAUUUAAUUAAAUGUAUAUGUGUCUACAUACUGUAUGUUUAGUAAUGUAGGGCAUAUUUGAUUGUCAUUUGAAUAUGGAGGUGGUUGACAGCCGACCUGGUACAAAUGUACAAAAUGGUCAUGUUAAUUACAAAAACGUGUAUUCCUGGGGUUGUAAAGCUGUCAUAUUUAUACAACAAAUUAGUAUAAGAGAGAUGAUUUUGGAUGUAAAAACAGGGGGGUUAGGGAAGGCAAUGAAAGCGGCCUUGGGUCCUUAAUGGACGGCAGUUAGGAUGCGGGAUUACCUUAAAUGUCAU